AUGUCUACCAUCGGCACAAAUUCUGCAAUUCCUGCCCCCGCGCAAUCAUACAAUGAUCGAGGUUACGGCGCUGCAAGUACCCCACGAGCACAUCCACAAUCUCAAAUCACCAACGGAGAAGGUCCUGCAGUCUUAGAUUACGCUUCAAACGACCACGAUCCUCACACAAUUAUUCAAAACGCACACGGAAGGUUCAACGAGGAGUGGGAUGCGAGUCAACGAGGAAGCUCAAUAAUAGAAGGCAGUAAUAUGCAUCGAUCACAUUCAGUCAUGUCGCAAGGCGAUACCUUGAUUCCUUCAAGAGGAGGAACUCUUAAAAAGAAAGCUUCAUUGAAAAGAAGUGGUAGUAGACGAAGUUCCAGGGCUGGAAGUGUUCGCAGUUUGGUUGUUCAUCCACAAGGUGAUAUCGACGAGGCACAUAGUGCUUUCUAUUCUCCCGUACCCACAAGCGGAAAUCCCACGGAUGUUUUAGCAAACCGAUUCCAAGCUUGGCGUAAAGUCCUCAAGGAUCUUAUCGUUUAUUUCAAAGAAAUCCAAAGCCAGUAUGAGCACAGAUCAAAAAGCCUUUUGAAGGUCUCAAAUGUUAUUAACAAUACCACCGCGCCCGCCGUCUUUUUGCCUACGGGUGGAAUUGAUGACGCUCUCCAGAUCCUUCGCAAUUAUCAUAAAUCCGCAAUCGCAGAGGCAAACAAAUCCAGAGAUAUCGAGCAAGAUGUUAUUCUUGCCUUGACCGGCUUGCGUAGCGAUUUGCAACAGAAAAUCAAGGAGAUCAAGGGCUUAUCGGGCGACUUUAAAAAUUCCGUGGAGAAGGAGAUGGAAGCGACUCGAAAGGCUGUGGCCGCAUUGCAAGAUGGUUUAGGUCAAUCAGACAUCGAUCCUUCUCAAAUGACGGGCAAGCAUGAUCCAUACUUACUCAGACUUGCUGUGGAUCGUCAGGUUGAAAAGCAGAUUGAUGAGGAGAAUUACCUUCACCAGGCAUAUCUCAACUUGGAAGCCUCUGGGCGUGAACUCGAAGCUAUCGUGGUAGGCGAGAUCCAAAAGUCUUAUAACGCGCUCGCAGGUAUAUUGAAGCGCGAGGCAGACAGUGCCUAUAGCGCAGUAGACGAAUUACGCACGGGUCCAAUUGCCAUGCCAAAAGAUCAUGAAUGGACCGCCUUCGUCGAGAAUGAUGAACAUUUUAUUGAUCCAAGGAUUCCUAUUCGAACACCAGAGAUUGUAAGAUAUCCUGGGCAGGACAAUGAGCUUGCUGGGUGCAUUAGAGAGGGUCUCCUUGAGAGGAAGUCCAAGUUCCUUAAGUCUUAUACUGCUGGCUGGUACGUCCUUUCUCCUACUCACUUGCAUGAGUUUCGCUCUGCGGAUAAAAUCGGAGCGCCAAUCAUGUCUCUCUAUCUACCCGAGCAAAAACUCGGCUCUCACUCAAAUGAAGGAGGAUCAUCAAACAAAUUCAUACUCAAAGGCCGUCAAACUGGUGCAUUACAUCGCGGACACUCUUGGGUUUUUAGAGCUGAAACACGUGAUACUUUACUCGCUUGGUACGAAGACAUCAAGACUUUGACGGAAAAGUCUCCACAAGAACGCAAUGCGUUUGUGCGUCAGCAUGCCCGCAGCGUUAGUGGUACAUCACAACGAGCUGGUUCUAUCAGCAGCGACGGUGUUAUGGACGAGGAGGACGAAGAACCAUUUUCGGCACACACAUCAGCCAUUGUAGGCACUCAAGGACUCAAACAAGAACAAAAGCGUCCUGAACCAGGUGGGAGAUUUCCAUCAGAUCUACAAAUUAAUGCGACGCGUGGCUUACAGGCUCCCCUUUCGCCUUCUAGCGGAAGUUCCAUUUUUGGAGGUGAAGCAGAUGAUGCAGUGAUUACCGCUGCAGCUCUACCCGCAAGUGGUGUUGGCCAUCACUAUGGAGAAACCCUUGGCCACGCGUCGCCGACACACGCGCAGAUGAUAAAUCAAGCUGCUGAAGAAGAUGGUGUGAAUCCUUAUACUUACGAACCCAUUCAGAAUAUGAACACUACGCGUAAUAGUCAACAACAUGAGCUGCCCACUACGGCCGCUACCGCAGGCUUAGGCGGCGCCGCUCUGGGAAUAGCAGGCACAGCCGCAUACCACGAUCACCAGCUCCAGAAACAACGCGAGCAAGCAGACAUGGAAGCGACUAUGAUAGCCGCUCCUGACACGGACCGACUCCGAGAACAAGCAGAUAUGGAAGCAGCUAUGAUUGCAGCACCCGACGAUCAUAUAUAUGACGACAAGGCACAGCAACAAACAGAUCUCGAAGCCACGGCCACUGCUGCACCUGACACACACAUGUCCGGAGGACGUAGCCAGGGCGAUAUUAGCGCGGCCCCUUGGUUCAAUGAAGCGGCAGAGACUACGGCCCUAUCGACAGUAGUAGCGGCUACCGCGGCUGUCCCAACUACCUCAACUGUCACAGAUACUGUUGAACCAAGGUCAAUGGAAGCACUCCUCGAUCCCCUCGCCAAGGAUCUCGAACGUCCAACUUUGGCUGCUGGGCAAAAUCAUCAAAGCGUCCAGAGUAUCAGCCAAUUGCAUGUUCCGGGUGAAUUCCCCAGGACUAGAACAGAGACAGGAAGUUCUGUGAGUAACGAAACUAUCUAA
Botrytis porri is the source of this 2622-nucleotide messenger RNA. RefSeq lists its product as uncharacterized. Lineage: Eukaryota; Fungi; Ascomycota; Leotiomycetes; Helotiales; Sclerotiniaceae. The transcript is spliced from 5 exons. The coding region runs from base 1 to 2622 and encodes 873 amino acids. The record is from RefSeq and is a predicted model, not a curated record.